Messenger RNA from Phacochoerus africanus (Common warthog), 4684 nucleotides. RefSeq names its product heparan-alpha-glucosaminide N-acetyltransferase (gene HGSNAT). Gene Ontology annotation, biological process: lysosomal transport. The record is from RefSeq and is a predicted model, not a curated record. The transcript is spliced from 18 exons. NCBI's taxonomy places the organism in Eukaryota, Metazoa, Chordata, Mammalia, Artiodactyla, Suidae. Gene Ontology annotation, cellular component: lysosomal membrane.
GCCAAGAGCCCGGCGAUGACGGGCGCGCUACAGUCUGCGGAGGAGCCACGCGAGCUCCGGCAGCGCGGCGUCGGCGUCGGCGUCGGGAGCCGAGCGGCGGAGGCGCGGGGGAGGCGGCCCGGGGCAGCCGGCGGCAUGAAUGCUGCUCAGGGCGCAGGACGGGCGCUGGCUGCGCUGCUGCUGGCCGCGUCCGUGCUUAGCGCCGCGCUGCUGGCCCCCGGCAGCUCCCCGACGCCAGACUUAGACAGAAAAAGGCAUGUGGAGCUGAAAAUGGACCAGGCUUUGCUGCUCAUCCAUAAUGAAUUGCCUGGGACCAACUUGACUGUCUACUGGAGUUCUGAGCGCUGCUACCAAUGCUUGCUCCAGGUCCUGGUCAACGUUUCCUGGGGUGGGAAAUCCGGGAAGCCCAGCACUGCAGCCGUGGCCGUGAGCACCCAGCACGGAUCCAUCCUGCAGCUUAAUGACACUGCGCAGGAAAAGGAAGUUUGUAGGCUAGAGUACAAAUUUGGAGAAUUUGGAAACUAUUCUCUUUUGGUAAAGCACACCCAUGAUGGAGUCAGUGAAAUUGCAUGUGACCUGGUUGUCAACGAGAAGCCAGUUGACAGUAACCUUCCUGUGUGUAUUGCGUUCCUUGUCGGCCUGGCACUCAUCAUUGUGCUGUCCUUUCUAAGGUUCCUGAUGAGUUUGGAAGACUUUCAUAAUUGGAUUUCUAAAGCAAUAAACACGCGGGAAACCGAUCGCCUCAUCAAUUCUGAGCUGGGCUCUCCAAGCAGGGCAGCUGACCCUCAACCCGAGGCCUGGCGACUGUCGGCGGCCCCACUGCGCCUCCGCUGCGUGGACACAUUCCGGGGGAUAGCGCUCAUCCUCAUGGUCUUUGUCAACUACGAAGGGGGGAAGUACUGGUACUUCAAGCAUGCCAGCUGGAAUGGGCUGCCCGUGGCUGACCUCGUCUUCCCAUGGUUUGUAUUUAUCAUGGGAACUUCGAUUUUUCUGUCAAUGACUUCCAUCCUGCAGCGGGGAUGUUCCAAAUUCAGAUUGCUGGGGAAAAUUGUGUAGAGGAGUUUCCUGUUAAUCUGCUUAGGAAUUGUCAUUGUGAACCCCAACUACUGCCUUGGUCCACUGUCCUGGGAGAAGGCAGGCAUCCCUGGCGUGCUCCAACAGCUGGGGGUGACCUACUUUGUGGUCGUGGUGUUGGAGCUGCUCUUUGCCAAGCCUGUGCCUGAGAGCUGCGCCUCAAGCUGCUUUUCUCUGCUGGACGUCACAUCCAGUUGGCCCCAGUGGCUCUUUGUGCUGGUGCUGGAAGGUGUUUGGCUGGCCUUGACGUUCUUCUUACCUGUUCCCAGCUGCCCAACGGGUUAUCUGGGCCCUGGCGGCAUUGGCGACCUGGGCAAGUAUCCAAAUUGUACCGGAGGAGCUGCUGGCUACAUUGACCGCCUGCUUCUGGGGGACGAUCACCUUUACCAGCACCCUUCCCCAGCAGUGCUUUAUCACACCAAGGUGGCCUACGACCCUGAAGGCAUCCUGGGGACCAUCAACUCCAUCUUGAUGGCAUAUUUAGGAGUUCAGGCAGGGAAAAUACUCUUGUAUUACAAGGAUCGGACCAAAGGCAUCCUGAUCAGAUUUGCCGCCUGGGGGUGUUUUCUGGGGCUUAUUUCUGUUGCUUUGACGAAAGCGUCUGAAAAUGAAGGCUUUAUUCCAGUGAACAAAAAUCUCUGGUCCACAUCCUACGUCACCACGCUGAGCUCCUUUGCCUUCUUGAUCCUGCUGGUCCUGUACCCCAUUGUGGAUGUGAAGGGACUGUGGACAGGAACCCCGUUCUUCUACCCGGGCAUGAACUCAAUCCUGGUGUACGUGGGCCACGAGGUGUUUGCCAACUACUUCCCCUUCCAGUGGAGGCUGGGGGACAGCCAGUCCCACAGGGAGCAUCUGGUGCAGAACGUAGUCGCCACUGCACUCUGGGUGUUCAUCGCCUACGUCCUCUACAAGAAGAACGUCUUUUGGAAAAUCUGAGGCCCCAGCUGAGAUGAGAUGUGUGACUGGCAGAUGACAGGGCCUGGGGAAUCAUUAAAAGGAGUCAUUCGUUAAAACAGCGGCUGGGCUGUGAAUUUCCAGAUUAUCAACAAGGAGGCUGACGUGGCUCCUGCGAAUCUGCCUGUGGACGUGGGACUUAAGUACCUGAAACGUAAUUGUCUUGUCUUCUCCGUCUUCUAUGGAAAUGGAUGCAUUUGGAACGUCCCAUUUAAUUUUUCAAAAGGGAAUUCACCAGGCCAUUUUGCUUCUGUGAUGGGCAACACAAUCCACAGUCUGCUGCUCACUGAUGUUCUUUGCCUGCACCUGCCUCUCCUCGCAUAUCCACACCGACCAAGGUGCCACCUUCGCCGCCAUGGCUGACUGUGACGUUCACUGGGUGUAUGUGCAGUAGCGCAGUCUAAUAGAUUUUUGGUGAAGUACAGCUUAAUAGUUCAAGAAAGUCCAAGUGAUUUCCUUUCAGCUCUGUAGGGCACUGGUGGGGCCAAAUAAAAAGCCUUUUUUUUUUUUUUUUUAAGCAGUAGGGAAGAAACUUUAUUAAUUGAAUGACAGCAUAUUUUUUAAAAGGCUCAAAUUAGAGAAAACGCUGUAGGAUACGCACCAACCAUAGUGAUGCUGUAUCAAAAACCAGAGUGGGGGCUCCCGCUGUGGUGCAACAGGAUCAGCAGCAUCUCUGGAGCCCUAGGAUGCAAGUUCAAUUCCUGGCCACGAACAGUGGGUUAAAGGAUCUGGCGUUGCUACAGUUGUGGUGUAGGUGCAACUGUGGUUCAGAUCUAACCCCUGGCCUGGCCAAAAAAAUGAAAACAAACCAAAAAACCCAGGUUGAAUUAAAGUUAUGAUCAUAUUCAAAAAAGGCUUUUUUUUUUUUUUUUCAAGGGCUGCACCCAAGGCACAUGGAGGUUCCCAGGCUAGGGGUCAAAUCAGAGCCACUGGCCUACAGCACAGCCACAGCAAUGCAGGAUCCGAGCCAAGUCUGCAACCUACACCACAGCUCAUGGUGACGCUGGAUCUUUAACCCACUGAGCGAGGCCAGAGGUUGAACCCACAUCCUCUAGAUACUAGUCGGGUUUGUUACCACUGAGCCAAAACAGGAACUCCCCCAAAAUGCCUUUCUAUCAGAAGCUGUUUUUUCUCCUUUUCUCCAUUUUAAAAACAGUUAAAACCGUAGAUGUAUUAUUUGCAGCCACUCUUGCUUACAGUUAACUACUUAGGUGCCUACCUGUCAGCCUACCCACUCACCUCCUACCUGGGGGCCUUUCUCUCCGUGUAUCUGGAUGGUAUCUGGUCCCCAGGGCCAGCCUCUGUCCCUAGGAAGAGAGGAGCUUGCGGUCUCUCCUGGGCUCCUGCUUUGCCAUCCUUGCCGUGCGCGAUGUCAGGCAAGUCCCUGAACAACAAGGGAGGUGGUGCUGGGCUCCCCCCUCCCCGCCAGCUCUGAGGCUCAGUGGGGUGGCCUGCACCGCUGGCUUUUCUGAAAUCCUUAGAAAAAUAUUUUUAUUACAGAAAACUCUUCCAAAUCAAUGACCACGAAAAGUUAAAAAAAAAAAAAAACAAAAAACCUCUCAUCGGAGUAAAUCUUUUCAGAAUGACCCUUCGCAGUGGAGGCAGACUUCCUGCUUGGAAUCACCAGAAUGAAGACUUGUUGGAGAACACAGCGAGAAACAGGUCUUCCAUGGGAUGCAUCCUUGUACCUGGGAAUUUCCUGUGAGAAAGAAAACGUGGCACUGGGCUGUACCUGGGACCCUCUGCGUGGGCCCUGUCCCACCGCAUCUGCUGUCGUCCCUGCUGGGACCCCAUCUCUACCUGAACUCUCCUUCCAACUUGUGACCGCCCUUGGACCCCUGGAUGCCCGCCAGCAUCCAGGCCCCCUCCCCUGUCUCUUCCCAAAUGCAGACCUUCCCGCCUUUGGACUGACCUGGCUCUGUGGAUGGUCGUCUUGGUAUAAAAGUGCCGUCGUCUUUCCCACAUCUCACACCCUUUCCCACGGUUAGUUGUUACUGAAUCUUCUCAAUUCUGUCUCCACCUCCCACCUGGAACAUCUUAUUCUCCUGGUCACUGCCUGUUAUGCUUGUGCAGACUCUUGUAAUCAUUUUUAAGCCGGCCUCUUUCCCCAAAGUCACUCUGUCACCCUCAGAUUACGCUUCAUAAAACAGUUCAGAUCAAAUCACCUCCUUUUACAGCUUUGCUACAGAUGGAUGCAUCCUCCAUGGAGCCGAGCAUAUCAUACCCGCUGGUGUCUUUCCCCAGCCCUGGACCCACACUACGAGUCCUGGCUUGACCACCUCCAUCAGCAGUGGUAGGCGGUCCUCUGCCUCUGCCUCUGAGUGCUGUCAUCCUGGAUUGCUUUUUCCUUUCGUUUUCUCCCAUCCACAUCUGACCUGUCACGUUCUCUAGGGCACCUUCUGUAAUCUCUUAUUCUCAUCUCAGAGUAAUAUUUUCUUCCUCUGGAUUCUCUUAAUACCUGAUGGAGGCCAAUCUUGUAGCAUUAUUUGCUUUCUGCCUUGGUGUGACGGUCACUUGUGUCCAUGACCAAGUUCCCAUGCUGGACAGUGAGUCUGCAGAGGACAGGAGCCACACCUCGUCCACCUGCAUGUUCUUCACGGCACCAACACAGUGCCUCAUGCAGAGCGGGUGCUAAAUAAACACCUGUUAAAGCAAA